AUGGCUCGGGACAAGAAGAAGCCACCCAGUGCGGAUCCCCAAGAGACGCAUUCCUCUGGCCGCGUCAACCGAGAGACCCGGGACGUCCCUGACCUGCGACUGCUUCACUUCAACGACGUCUACCAUGUCGACCCCGCGAGUGCGGAGCCGGUCGGAGGGCUCGCACGUUUCAUGACGCUGUGCCGGGAAUAUCAACAAGGGGAGCAAUAUGAGAGUCAGCCCAAGAUCUUGACCUUGUUCUCCGGCGAUGCUUUCAACCCUAGCCUGGAGAGCAGCGUGACAAAGGGACGUCACAUGGUUCCUGUUCUGAAUGCCAUUGGAGUCGAUUGCGCAUGCGUUGGUAAUCACGACUUUGACUUUGGCGUCAAGCAAUUUGAAUAUCUCGUAGGAAAGUGCACAUUCCCCUGGCUGAUUGCCAACGUCCUGGACCCAGAUCUUGGCGAGGACGUGCCCAUUGGCAACGCCAAAAGAACUCACAUGCUCACCACAUCCAACGGCGUAAAAGUUGGCCUCGUUGGCCUAGGGGAGCGAGAGUGGCUGGCAACCAUCAACAGUCUGCCGCCGCAUAUCGUUUACAAGUCUGCGUCCGCGACGGCGAGAGAACUGGUUCCCCAGAUGAGACAACAAGGUGCCGAAAUCGUCAUCUGUCUAAGCCAUAUGCGGGAGCCAGACGAUAAAAAACUCGCCGAACAAACGGACGGCCUCUUUGAUAUCAUACUCGGUGGACACGACCAUUACUACAGCCACAGCUUCAUCAAAGGCACCCACGUGCUGCGGUCAGGCACGGAUUUCAAGCAGCUGAGCUACAUUGAGGCCCGGAGGAAACCGGACGGCUCGAAGCGGUGGGAUUUCGAUAUUUGGCGGCGGGACGUCACCUCGGAGGUUCCCGAGCAUGACGAGACGGCGAACCUUGUGAGCGAGUUGACGUCCAAGCUGCAAAACUCGCUUUCGCGACCAGUCGGGUGGACGGCCACGCCGUUGGACGCUCGCUUCAGCACUGUUCGGGUGAAGGAAUCCAAUGUGGGCAACUUUGUGUGCGACGUUAUGCGCCGAUACCACAAUGCAGAUUGCACAAUCAUGGCAUCGGGCACCAUCCGCGGCGAUCAGGUGUAUCCCCCAGGCGUGGUGCGCAUCAAAGACGUCACGACGUGCUUCCCGUUUGAAGACCCGGUUGUGUGCCUGAAAGUCAAGGGUCAGGCCAUCUGGGAGGCACUGGAGAACGGGGUGUCGACAUAUCCAGCGCUAGAGGGUCGGUUUCCCCAAGUGUCCAAUAUCGUGUUCGAAUUCGAUCCCAGCAGGGAACCUGGGAAGAGGCUGAACUUUUUGCAAAUAGGCGGGAGGCCUUGCGACGCAGAAGCAGAAUACGUCUUGGCCACAAGGGGAUACAUGGGGAGAGGAAAAGACGGCUACAGCAGCCUCCUUGUCUCCUCCGAAGGCGGUGGUGCGCAGGAAAUUGUCGACGAAGAAAACGGCAUUCUCAUAUCCGCCAUGCUUCGGCAGUACUUCAUGGCCCUCAGGACCGUUGGCCAGUGGAAACGCAUCUCGGACCACUGGGUCGGUGUAGCAGAGCGAGCCAACGUCCCGCUGUCUCCCUCUCGCGCACGCGACUCGGAAAGGAUGCUGGGUCCUGGCGAGCCGCCCAAGUCAGAUGACGAAACAACGAGUGCUACGUGGAGCGGCUUCUUACGCCGAAGAAUCGGCCUGCACAAGGAACCAUUGAACGAAGACGAUGACGACCAUUUCGACCCCCGUGCAAACGGCAAGAACGGCGGCGGUGACGAUGGCGGUGAUGAGGACCGGGACAUGGACUUGGAAAUUUUGCUGCUGAGGAAGUUUUGGGCGAGAUGGGCAAAGAAGGCCGGCGUCAAGUCCGAGGUCUGCGAGCCACUCAAAGAUUGCGACUGUGCCGUCGACUGGACGAGGGUUAUUGCGCCGGUCCUGGAGGGUCGCAUCAGGAUGCCAGCCAGCUUCCUCUGUACUUUUCGUCUUGCGGCCUCCCUCGCCGGCCUCGAUGCGGUGCGGGAACCAACGUCUACCGCGAACAUCGACCGCUCUUGCAAACCAAAGAACCAGCGCAGUCGUUGUCGUGGCGGCAAGAAGAACCUGGUCGUGUCAAUCGUCAGCCUCAAGCAUUCAUCCACGGCCUGGGCGACAUAUCAACGUACCCUGGCAGUGCCCUUCCCAGCUGCACGGCGGCGUCGAACCGCCCGCGUCGCCGCAUUUACCGGCAUUGCAGACCAAGUUGUCUGA
Molecule: messenger RNA, 2250 nt
Organism: Metarhizium album ARSEF 1941
Lineage: Eukaryota; Fungi; Ascomycota; Sordariomycetes; Hypocreales; Clavicipitaceae
Product: 5'-nucleotidase
Exons: 5
Coding region: 1-2250 (749 amino acids)
Biological process (GO): nucleotide catabolic process
Molecular function (GO): hydrolase activity
Source: RefSeq, a predicted model, not a curated record